This is a messenger RNA of Pyrenophora tritici-repentis Pt-1C-BFP, 1020 nucleotides long. RefSeq lists its product as uncharacterized. The record is from RefSeq and is a predicted model, not a curated record. NCBI's taxonomy places the organism in Eukaryota, Fungi, Ascomycota, Dothideomycetes, Pleosporales, Pleosporaceae.
AUGGUCUCUGGCAAUACAUCAAUCCUGACACUCUCUAACCUGACAGCAGACGACCGAGAGUCGUACCGAUGGGAAUGCGAUCGAUGGGAGCGCCGCCGCUCUGAGUACCGCUCACAGCAGAAGGCACUAGCCGACCUGAACACGGACAUCAGCAAGACGAUUGCUGUACGCCACAUACACCUGAUCAAGGAUCAAGAGACACCCUACGACCGACUAAUCGCUCUUAAGAAGGUCCUUUGCCCAACCGACGCGACUCGCCGCCGCGAGCUUGCCGACAAGUACAACGCUCUCAAGACUGCUCCACGAGCCGCGAAGAAAGUUGAGCAAUGGCUCACUGACUGGGAGGAUUUUUUGAUUGCUUGCAAGGCUCUGGAUCAAGAGUACGCUACAUCCUGCCUGGGAGAGUUCUUCAGAUAUGAAGCACGAGGCACUACUGCAGAGAUCUCAUCUCUUGAGACGUACGUCGCCGGGAUAACCACAUACCUAUGCCGCACAAAGCCUCACUCCACAGGCUUGGCAGUCUCUGCUGUUGAGCUCGGAAUCACGAAGCCGACCGAGACGCCAUCAACUGGUCGCGCUCACCGUGAUGGCGCACGACCAACACCUACCUGCGUCUGUGGCAAGCAGCAUUGGUACACUGACUGCUUUAUCCUGGGCCCACGCCACCCGGCACGUCCGAAGACCUUACAGCCUGCAGCUGAGGCUGUACGCAAGGUGGAGGAAGCGCGGAAGGAUUCCAAGAUCAACGCGCGCAUCAAGGCAGCUCUUGCGAGAUGGUUGGCCCACCAACCUGAGAGCACUGGAUCAUUGCGAGUCGAUGACGGCGAGCCACCUGCCAACACUGACACGUUCGUGUUAUCUACUGACCCAUUGCUCAAGUAUUCCCACGACGGCUACGACAGCCACGACGGCCACACCAGUCAUGACAGUCACAACCGCGUCUGCCACAAUGAUGACGUCGUUAUUGCGAUUGACGCUCACACCGAGCCUGCAGGAGCCCCUCACGACAAUGACCGUUGA